Messenger RNA from Botrytis sinoallii, 2406 nucleotides. RefSeq lists its product as uncharacterized. The record is from RefSeq and is a predicted model, not a curated record. The coding region runs from base 1 to 2406 and encodes 801 amino acids. The transcript is spliced from 2 exons. Lineage: Eukaryota; Fungi; Ascomycota; Leotiomycetes; Helotiales; Sclerotiniaceae.
AUGGAUCAGACUGCCCCUCCUCCAUAUAGCGAAACCGAUGUCUUUUCAAAUACCAAUACUACGAUCCCAACACCCACAACGACAGAAGCAGAUGAUGCAUCAAGAGUGAAUGGAAGAGCUCGGUCAGAUUCAUCAUCGACGGAAAAUUCGUUGAUAUAUACUCCUCCUUACUCACCAAACGAGCCUGAUGAUCAACAUUCAGAAAACAGUCCCAGAAAUCUAUCUCCUCACAACUACUUCGAGUCACGACCAUUACCGCUGCAAUUUUCAGCUCCCAGAAUUACUCAGCAUGAAAUAUGUGUUACCCUGAGAAGUGCACCAGAUGAUAUCCCCAUCCCAUCUUCCGCGCCAGACUAUGGCAUCACACAGCAAGAUUGGUCAACGUUUGUGAACUACUUACUACCAAACCACACCCUCAAUGUCAACCACGAUGUUGCAAACCGUAAGCUCAAAGCUGAAUUAAUUGACGAGCGCAUGCACAGACUUACGCUCAAUGAACAUGAUUAUUCUAGACUUGACAUGAAUGAAGUUCAAGCGCAGCUUCGUCCUCUUCGUCACCCCAUCACUGCAUCCAAUACGGAUUGGAUAGGACGGGUGGAUGAAGUGAUCAAAACUUGGAAUUCUGGGUUCUUUCUUCCUCGUGGAUUGGAGAUUCUUCGCAUUGAUGUCGAACAGCCUGAGUUAUUUCGGGAUAGAGACAAUAACAUUCCUGGUUCUUGGAUACCAGAUGAAGAAGAAGAGUCGCGCUUUCCCGAGCGAAACCGGGGUCGGAGAGGCUUUUUGAGUUGUUAUUCUCCGUGUGGUCAAGGGACUCGGAGGUUCAGGCUAGGUUCUAUGGUUGCGGAUGAUGAGGGACUCAGAAUUGGAAGGAACGGUGUUGUGGCCAACUCGAACGGUUUGCGUAUUGGUAACAUGUUUGUUGCUGAUGAUAAGGGAGUGCGAGUUGGUGGUAGUCGAGGGAUUGUAGCUGAUGAAAAUGGAGUUGGUAUUGGCGGUCGUCGGUUCGGAGGUAGAGGGAGAGGCAGUAUGCAUGCGCCGGAGAUUAAUCGAGGACGGGAACAAGAGCCAGAAGGAUGGCAUAGGAGGAACGGAUGGGGAAGAGGGGGCACACACUCGCGAGAGGCUAGCGGGAGAUGGGCAGAAAAUCCAGAAGGACGGUAUGAAAGAAGAGGAAGAGGUGGUCUACAAACGCAGGAUCACCACAGAGGAGGAAGACACGAAUCCGAAGAGUCUCACCGUGGUCGCUCACAAUUGCAUCACGAUUUCCACCAAAGAAAACAAAGAGAUCAUUCCUCUUCAUCCUCCUCAUCUUCAUCCAGCUCCUCCAGCUCCUCCUCCUCAACAUCCCUCGCUUCCCUCCCCUCCCCCGACCAUCUUCCCGAUCACCAACUCCUCGCCGCCAAAGAAUCCCUACUAGCGUGGCUCCACCACCCCGAAUAUCCUACGACGCAACAAACCAUUCAACGAUUAAGACAAGACAUCCAAUCCGCGAAGAAGAACAAGAACAAGAACAAGAAUAAGAAGAAUCCUAAUCCCAACAUCGCUAAUUCCGCAUCCACAGAAGACCUCGCCACCCUCCGCAAAGAAGUCGCAGAUCUCCUCCGAAAAUUCAACGACGAGCAGAAAUCUCAAAAAACCAUUCGCAAGAUCCUGCGCAAAGAACAGCGAGGAUUGAAAGAAGUGCAUAGGAAAGAACGAAAAAGCACACGCAAAGCGGAGCGAAAACGCGCGAAGAAAGAUAAGAAGGAUAAGAAAAAGAAAGAAAAAUGUAACAAAAGAGAUCUUUCACAUGGUCUACCCUCUGCGCCUAUACCCACCUAUCCAGACAUCCCGGAGAUACCCAGCGCGAGAUUUCCACCGCUUCCAAAUCUUCCUGCUCCUUCAUUCCACACCCCGUUUCUCGGGAUGCAGAAUCCUAGCGUGUCAACUAUGCCCGGAGGGACAUGGCCGUUUCGCUCUUCUCCUCUUCCUCACCUGCAGCCUCACAUCCCCACUCAAAUCCCAAGAUCUUCCAUUCCUCUCCAUCCUCCCGUUCCUUCCCCCUACGCACAAAAUUCCUCGCAUAUCUACGCUCAAGCUUCUGCUCUCCUAGCGAGUGCGAUGGCUAAGGAAGUCGAAGCUAGGACUCUAGGGGUCGUUUUAGAGAGUGUGUGUUUGAAUGAGGGAGAGAGAGAUGGCGAUGUAUUGGAAAUAGAGAAGGAGAAACAGGAAGUAGAGAGGCUUCUGGAGGAAUCUGGGGAGUUGAGGAGGGAGGGGAAGAGAUUGAUGGCGGAGGCGACGCAGAUGGAUGGAGGGUUUGCGAGGGAGAUUCAGGAGCGGGAACGCGAGGGAGAUGGGGAGACGUGGGCAGAGUGGCUUGGAAGUAAUAGGGGUCAGAGUACUGGGAUUUUUGGGAGGCAGUUAUGA